UGAAAGAAUAUUGUCCUUCUUCCUCUUUAGGUCUCAAGAAUCGAUCUCAGCUACAGUGAAGAAGAAGAUACAGAGAGCAGAUUAGAUUGAACAUGUUGAUGUGCAGAUCUGAGGUGGCUGAUCUCUUUACUGAUUAGAAAUUCCGAUCAGGUUUUCUGAUAAAAUCUUCAGUUUGAUAUUGUCUGGGUAACCAAAAUGGUUGUACUUGCGGCUUCAAUUUUAACUAAGUCUGGCAAAGUGCUUCUCUCCAGGCAGUUUGUGGACAUGACUCGGAUCAGAAUUGAAGGUCUUCUUGCAGCUUUUCCUAAGUUGGUGGGCACGGGAAAGCAACACACAUAUGUUGAAACAGAGAAUGUGCGUUAUGUUUAUCAACCAAUAGAAGCUCUUUAUUUGCUCCUUGUAACAAACAAGCAGAGCAACAUUCUUGAAGAUUUGGAGACUCUAAGACUGCUAUCCCGGCUGGUAACUGAGUAUUCUUACUCUCCGGAUGAGGAGGGUAUUGGCAAGAGUGCUUUUGAACUGAUCUUUGCUUUUGAUGAAAUCAUCUGUCUUGGGCACAAGGAAAAUGCGACUGUUGCACAGGUUAAGCAAUAUUGUGAGAUGGAGAGUCAUGAAGAGAAGUUGCACAAGCUGGUAUUGCAGAGCAAGAUUAAUGAAACUAAGGAUGUCAUGAAGCGCAAAGCUAGUGAGAUUGACAAGAGCAAGAUUGAUAAGAAUAGAGGUGACAAAGGAGGGUUCAUGUCAAUGGGAUCUGGAAGAAUAGAAACUGGCUUUAGUGAACUGAACAUUUCUAGCAGCGGAAGUGGAUUUGGAAGUGGUUCUGGGUUUGGUGCACUAACCACUGAUGUUGAUGCCUUUUCUACCAAGCCUAAAGGCCGACAACCUUCUGCUGCAACUGCUCCUCCUAAAGGUUUUGGCAUGCAGCUUGGUAAAUCACAAAAAACAAACCAGUUCCUGGAAUCCCUGAAAGCAGAAGGUGAACUGAUAGUUGAUGAUGUGCAGCCAAAGGCAGGUCUGUCCAGAGUGACCGCAGCUCCACUUACCGAUCCCGUUACUUUGACUGUUGAGGAGAAACUCAAUGUCACUCUGAAAAGAGAUGGUGGAAUGAGUAGCUUUGCGGUUGAAGGGACCUUGUCACUUCAAAUUCUUAACCAGGAAGAUGGACUCAUCCAAGUUCAGAUUGAAACUGGUGGUAAUCCUGGAAUUCUUUUCAAGACUCACCCCAACAUGAACAAGGAAUUGUUUUCCAACGAGAACAUUCUGGGGUUGAAGGACCCUAAUAGGCCUUUCCCCACUGGUCCAGGUGGGGAUGAAGCUGGUGUUGGUCUUUUGAAGUGGAGAAUGCAAAGUGCAGAUGAGUCAAUGGUGCCAUUGACCAUUAACUGCUGGCCUUCGGUUUCUGGAAAUGAAACAUAUGUCAGCAUCGAGUAUGAAGCUUCAACCAUGUUUGAUCUCCGAAAUGUUGUUAUUUCUGUGCCUCUUCCUGCUCUUAGGGAGGCACCAAAUGUUAGGCAGAUUGAUGGUGAAUGGAGGCAUGACUCCAGGAAUUCCGUCUUAGAAUGGUCCAUACUUCUCAUUGAUGACACGAACCGCAGUGGAUCUAUGGAGUUUGUGGUGCCUCCUGCCAACUCAUCAGCGUUCUUCCCCAUCUCUGUCGAAUUUUCAGCCACUAGUACAUACAGUGACCUGAAGGUUGUGAACAUCAUUCCUUUGAGAGGUGGAGCUGCUCCCAAGUUCUCACAGAGGACAAAGUUGAUUACAGGGGAUUACAAAGUUGUGUGAAUGUUAUUAUCGAUAUUCUAAGGGUAAUCAUAAUAUAAGUUGUAUGGGCAUCCAUUGCCUUGCCCCCAAGGAUUGAUCGUUGCAUAUGAAUGGUGUGAUUGACGAAGCCUAACCGGGAUGCUGUGGCAUAUUUUAUGUGGAUUUAGGUACUUUUUGAUAUCUGAUCUGUUUUUUUUUUCA
Molecule: messenger RNA, 1962 nt
Organism: Hibiscus syriacus
Lineage: Eukaryota; Viridiplantae; Streptophyta; Magnoliopsida; Malvales; Malvaceae
Product: coatomer subunit delta-like
Exons: 13
Coding region: 196-1782 (528 amino acids)
Biological process (GO): endoplasmic reticulum to Golgi vesicle-mediated transport; retrograde vesicle-mediated transport, Golgi to endoplasmic reticulum; Golgi localization
Cellular component (GO): COPI vesicle coat; cytosol
Source: RefSeq, a predicted model, not a curated record